AUGCACGUGCUCGACUGGCUGCAUACGAACCGACGCGAUGGCUGUGACCAAGAUGCGAUGGCGCUCGCUGUCGCCCGCGGCCACUUUGACGUUGUGCGUUGGCUCCACGAGGUAUACGGGCUAUGGCGAACCCACGCCGACUUGGCCACAGCAGCCUACAUUGGCCACAUGACAAUGGUGACAUACCUCUUGGACGUACCGAUGGGUGGUGUCGACAAUGACACUCCAAAUGCGAACGUUGCCGUCGCAGCGAUCUUGCCGGAGCGGGAUGGUCAUCUUGGCGGCUCGCGCACCGACUACGUCACAGGGCCACCGACGUACUGGGCGGCGAGCCAAGGCCAUCUCGAGAUCCUUCAGCUGCUCGUCGCUCGCGACUAUGAAUUGCCGCUGGAUGCACGUUGUGCGCUACCUCCAUGA
This is a messenger RNA of Saprolegnia diclina VS20, 417 nucleotides long. RefSeq lists its product as hypothetical. The transcript has a single exon. Lineage: Eukaryota; Oomycota; Saprolegniomycetes; Saprolegniales; Saprolegniaceae. The record is from RefSeq and is a predicted model, not a curated record. The coding region runs from base 1 to 417 and encodes 138 amino acids.